AUGGAGUUUGAAAAAACCCAAUAUCACGGGCCGUUAAUCGUACCGUCGCAGAGACUAAGCUGUGGAUUUCAUAGUCACCUCGUGCAACAAAGUUGGUGGGUGAAUUUCCUUCUCCUAGUACAUCAUAUCACAUGUAACACCCAUCAAAGUCCCAAACAUUGGAGGUUUCCAUAUCACAUGAACUUCUCCAUCUUAAUGUGUAUUAUCAAAGGAUGGGAAGAGAAAUUUAUUGUUGAAAUAUAUAAAAAGGAUAUAUUGAACACACGCCUGCAAUUAAUAUCGAGUCGUUUUGCAAAAAACUUUAAAAACGCAAAUGUGAAAGAACGAAAGUAUAGCACAUUAAUACCAAAACAACGUAGACAAAAGGGAUGGAAACGUUGCCAGAGUAGAAGGGAGAAGACAAUACCGCCACCACCAAUAUUUUCACUCAACAGUGAAACCCCAUUAUCAUGCAAAUCAAGUUCCUUAGUGCUGUCGACCUCAUCUCAAGCUGAUACACAUCAGAAAUAA
Brugia pahangi is the source of this 510-nucleotide messenger RNA. The record is from the annotation of a GenBank genome assembly. Lineage: Eukaryota; Metazoa; Nematoda; Chromadorea; Rhabditida; Onchocercidae.